Messenger RNA from Acanthocheilonema viteae, 5565 nucleotides. NCBI's taxonomy places the organism in Eukaryota, Metazoa, Nematoda, Chromadorea, Rhabditida, Onchocercidae. The record is from the annotation of a GenBank genome assembly.
AUGUCGGAUACCAUCGAGGAAAAGGAGACGCGCACAGAAGAACACCAAACGGAGGAGGCAUGGAAAGCCGAUAAUAAGGAUUCCUCGGAUAACAAACAGACAACGGCUCAAAACUCAGGGAUAUUGCAGCAGGCUUUACAAACAUCCGCAGACAAUAUGAACAAGAAUGGGAAUGGAGACGGAGAUAGUCAUUUACCGAAAAAAGUUGUUAUUGACGAUAAAGGCGACUCAAAAGAAAUCGAUAAUAGUACUGAAGAUGCAGUUAUUGGUUUAUCAUAUCAGGUGAAUAUGGAUCAUAAUUAUGGAAGACGAUCUGGAAGUGCACAAAAAAAUGAUGAGGAAAGUGGAGAAAAAUUUCCUAUCAUUGGUGGACUUGCUUCUUACAUCGGACAUGAAGUCAGUAAAGUUCCUGUAGGCUGCCAUUCUCGAGAUGCAAACUCGGGACACUUUUCAAGAUCACAGAAUUAUGGAACGCACUAUCGAAAGAUCUCAGAAAUUGAUUCGCGCACAUCUGGUAGAAUAUAUUCUGCUGUGGGAGGAUGUCGAACAAAGCAGAUGCGAAAGCAAGUUUUUGCAAAUAAGGGAGAUGAGCCACCAGUUUCAUCCAGUGGACAAUUAUUUUCCCGACAAAUUCCCAUUACAACUACGCACAAUUACCGUGCUCCUCGUCGGGGUUUAGGAGCCACUCAGAUAUCGGCUAAUAAUCAAAGUGAUAUACUGUUCCGUUCACGUCAUUUUGUGGGCUCCAGUGGAGCAUUUGCAACAUCAGCACCAACGAACAAAAGAUUGCUUAGACCAUCAUAUCCUUCAACUCCUGCAGUAUCAACUUUUCGUCAAAGCAUACGUCAAAUAAUUCCUACUAGCAAAUCGAUUGCGACAACAAUGCCUGCUUAUGCGACAGCAGUUAAUGUAACAGGUGCCGAUUCCGAAACACAUGCCACUGAUAUGAGUGUUGGUUUAGCGCCGUUCCUCGUACCAUCUCGACGGCCUCGUCCAGUUGUCCGAAACCGAGCGCGAGUAUCACGUGAGCCAGAUAAAGGAACAGAAUUGUUAGUGCAGAAAUCUGUAUCCAGUGACCCUCAGAUAGACAAUACAAUUCACGAUGAAGGGCAGUCUAACAUCGGUAUUGCUCCCCGACAACGUCUUCCAAAAAACAUAGGUCGUAAUAGUGGAGUUAUCAAACAACAGUAUAUCAUGGCGGAACCUCUUGAACCUUGUCAUGUUCCUCAUAUUCAGCAUACUGCACAGCGUGUAGUUCCAAAUGCUGAUUCAGUGACAAGCAUGGUUGUUGAUGAAAAGUUGUCACCGAAGACUCUUCAAAAUUCCUCUGCAGCCGUUCACUGUAAAGAAGAGCAGGAAGCAUCUUCACAAAGUCUUUCUCUUAAUUCUCAUGAACCGAUUUAUGUCAGUAAUGAGGGCAGAAUACAUGAUCGUCAACAAAUUGCUCAGGCUUGUACAGCCUUUCCUCAUCUUUCGCAGCAAGAUAUCGCAAAAUAUGCUGAGGAUCAUUGUCGAAAGUCCCAGAAGCCCCAAAUUUGUCAUUCUGAGAGCGCCGUUUUUGAUAGUCCGAAGGAAAUGGAGAUGGAUCGUGUCGCUCAACAAUCUGUGACGCAACCUGUAAUAAACUUUUCGGUAGCGAGUUCUUCUAAGGGACUUUCAGAGGAAAUUGCUCUUCACGGACAGCAAUCACUAUCACCUGGGCAUGUUACCAAUAUUUAUUCCCCCAUUGCUUCUCCACUUGAUCAGGACCAUGGAUUUGAUUCACGACAGCAAAAGGUAACGCAGCCAACAUCAGAUGAGACAGAAAUGCCCGUGUUGCCUUCCAAAGACAGAACAACAAGUGAUAAUAUUCCAGCAGCACUUGACUGUGCAGUUAUUUCAAAAAAAAUUGAUCAUAAAGCUCCGGCCGAAGAUAUGUCGAAUAGAGAGGAACCACAUAUUUUUAAUGAAACAUUGAACGAGGCUUUAGAGCAGCGAGUUUCUGUUGCGACGCAUUCAUCGGUUAGCGGAGCUGAGGAAGAAACGAGCGUGAAUGGUAAUGGUGAUGAAAAAGGAACGGAAGAUGAAGGUGGUCGAAUCACCGAAACAAUCGCUGGUGUAGAUUCGCUAUCAAACAACAAUAGUGAAGAUGAUUGGGAAGAAGAAUACACGACCCGUUGUUAUUGUGGCUUGAAUCAUAACGACGAAUUCAUGAUACAGUGUGAUGUGUGCAAUGUAUGGCAACACGGCAGGUGUAUGGACAUUGAUCGACGUCGAGUACCAGAUACUUACCAAUGUGAAGAAUGUAAUCCACGUCAAUUGAAACUUAGCAAAACUCAGGCACGGGAGAUGCAGUUAAAAGUGCUUGCUCGACAGCGCAGAGAAAAGGAAAGAAAACGUCGCCAAAGAGCUAAAGAACCCUUUAAAAAGAAAAUUCGGGAAAAAUCAAGAGAAAAGAAGAAAAGGAAAGCAAGAAGAAAUUUAUCGAAAGAUUAUGUCGAAUGUUUCAAGUAUGAAUAUACAAGAUCUGUCAUGGCAUUUUCACGCAAACACGAAGACACGGGUGAUCCUGCGGUAUUGAAAGCACUGCAAAAUGGCGAUGGUGUGAGUGUUAUGUAUGUUACGCAGGUGUCCAUGGGGCUAGUUUCGACACGACUAUACCAUGGUGAUGAACCGGUAAUAUAUAUUUGUGGGCGUGUGUCGCUUCCUCAUGAAUGCUGUGGUCGAGAAGAACCAGGAUCAAUCAUACCUUAUGUCAUUUUAUAUAGUGAUAUAGUGGUUGAAGAAAACAGAGAACCUACACCAAUUUGUAUUGAUGCUCGUCGGUUCGGUUCUAAAGCACGAUUUGCGCGUGCAUCUUGUCGACCAAACAUCAAGUUGCAACAUUUCUUUUUAAAAGGCAAGCUCCAUAUCAUCGGCAUUGCCACUGGAAACAUCGAACGUGGUGAAGAGAUUACUCUUCCUUUUGAUGCGGAUUACUUCUUGUCAAAGACGAAACUUGUUUGCGCAUGUUCAGCGGAUGACGAAGAUGAUGGCACCGUGGAUUGUUUAAUCCGUAAUUUUAAUCGAUCGCUUGAAGAGAGACAAAAUCGAGUCAGCGCUAUUGUUGCUCUAAACACAGUUUUAAAUCCAAAGGUAAAUGUUGAUACUACCUCGAAAGAUUAUGUCAGAAAACAGUGUAUGGAACUGGAGAUCGCAAAAGUUCAGUCGGAUUUGAAGUCUAAAAAUGUUACAAGUGGAUCUCGACAUUCUCCUAUAACAUUUUCAUCGAAAACAAUUGCAUCUGAUUAUAGUAACGAAGCUAAUACAGUCGAAACAGCAACAGCUGUAACACCUACUACAGAAGAUGAGAAUGCGAUUAAUAAAAAUGUAUUACCAGACAGCUCAGUUAAGAUUCGAUCCUGUACUCGAACUACCGGAAAUGGUUCUUCAAGAAAAGCUCAGAGUAAGCUGCCAAAAAUAUCUCUCAAUACUUCAUCACAUAAGAAAAAAGGUGGCAUCAAAUUACGCCAUCGUGGAGCAGCUGGCUGUAGAACUGUCGAAACAGAACAAGAAGCAUGCAUAAAUGAACUUCAACCAAAGGCGAAAACUGGAGUUAUUUUUAUCAUCAAGGACACCGCUGAUGUUGAUAGCUCACUGAAAAAAGUAGCAUGUCCAACUGACGAAACAAGUGUACAUGUGCAAACAGAGGAACAGAAUGAACAGAAGUGCGAAGGACAGUCCGUAGAAGCGAAUGAGGUUAUGAUGGAAAAAUUGAGAACACAUACAGAAGUUGAAAUAAGAAUUGAAAAUGUACAGAAAUCAGAUGCAGUAGAUGCAAGACCGGUUGUUAAGAAGAAUGCUGGUAGACCAAGAAAAAAACAGCGAGCUUCAGUUGAUGCGAAAGUAAUUGAUUCAGUUGGCUGGACAGGGAAAAAUGAAGGAAAUGAACACUUGGCCGCUUCUGAUAGGUCAACGAAGAUACAUCAUAAAAGAAGUGGUCUGGUGGAAGAGUCGCGAGAAGAACGUAAAGUACUGCAAGAGCUUGCACUGUUCGAACGCAUGCACCAGCGCGAAGCGAAAAGGCAACGACAUGUAGUCUCGCGUGGAUCAGGAAGUACUGGAAGUGCUUGCUCUCGUACUUCAUCCACCAAUGGCCCACAGCCGGAGUCUAAAAAGGUUGCAAAGAUUGUAGACGGUGCAAAUAAUGGAAGAAAUACAAAAAGUCAACAGCGAAACGAGAUUGGCAUGAAGACGAAAAAUAUGAAACGCCGACGACGUGUAUCAAGCUCAGAAUGCUCUUCAACAGUAGCGAUGAAACGAAGUCGUACCAUGAGCGAAGAUGUAAAAUCUGAAGCAGAGCAAAGUCUAAAUGACAUGAUUAAAAAGGCAGUAUCAUUUUCACGUUUUGCUCAAUGCUUCACUAUUGAACCAAAGUCAGAAUCUAAAAUGAAAGGAAACAUAAAAGGUGUGACUGGAAAGGUAGAACCACAAGAGUUAGAAGUGACCACUGAUAAUACGGCUUUCAGUUGCAAAGAUUCUUCUUUGCCAUGUGCAGAACAAGAAAUGCAAGACACAGGUUCCAUUCAGCAGUGCGACAGUACGACUAUCUGCCCUCCCAGUGAGGAUCAUAUGAAAGACGAGAUAGAACCGCUACUGAAAAGAAAGCGUGAAAGUCAUGAUAAAGGUGUAUCAGGAGAACUUCGUGCUUUCUUCCAUAAGGUGAUUGAAACUGAGGCAGCUUGUGAACCAUCAGACUUCUCUCUGGAUUUGUUGGAGGGAGUUCAGCUCCCCUCAACUUCUUUACGUGCUGAAUGUGGUAAAAAUCAAAUGAAGGUUGCAGAAGCUCCUAAAAAAAAGAUGUCACUAGACGAAUAUAAAAGAAGAAAGAGCUCGAAAACCACUGUGGAUUCGGAGAAGACAUCUUCAUUUGCUAUCGAAAAGAAAGCAGAAGACAGUGAACACAAGGAAAUAUCAUUAUCUCGUUCUUUCAUUCCGUUAAUGAAUGCCAGUGAAAGUGUUGGGAAGCGCACAUCACUUCGUCUUGGCGUCCUUCCUGAUCCUGUACAGCUGCGUGCAACUCCAACACUUUCAAUUGAUGACCUGAAACGUCGUAUUUAUCGGCGAACGACACCAUCAACUAUACUAACUUCAAAUACUGAUGGUAUUUCACCUUCUUUUAUGGUGCAGAAGAACGUUUCACAUACCUCACCAGGACAGUGCUCUGAGGAAGGACCAGCUUCAUUUGUAUCGUCAUCCUCGUCAUCAUUAUGGCAAAGAGAACCAUCUUCAACCGUACCUUCGAAUAAAGAUAAAAGACUCCCACUCGAGGAGCGAUUACGCUUGGUACUUGGCUGUGGUGAGGGAUAUGCUGAUAGGUACAGUUCAUCUGCAUCUCCACCAGCUGUCCCUCCACCACCUCCACCGCCUCCCCCUCCUGUUCCUAUUAAGAACCCAGAAAUACUAAAACUGAAGUGCGAUUUCUCUGGCGACGUUCAUUCUGAUAUUCCCCUACCACCACCACCACCACCGGCGACUACUCCAUCUUGCAGUCAACUUGAUCAACGUUCAUAUGACGCACAUGCGUCGGGACCUCGUAGAGGCUGA